Messenger RNA from Xyrauchen texanus (razorback sucker), 534 nucleotides. Its product is annotated as C-C motif chemokine 20-like. NCBI's taxonomy places the organism in Eukaryota, Metazoa, Chordata, Actinopteri, Cypriniformes, Catostomidae. Gene Ontology annotation, cellular component: extracellular region. The record is from RefSeq and is a predicted model, not a curated record. The transcript is spliced from 4 exons. Gene Ontology annotation, molecular function: chemokine activity; CCR chemokine receptor binding. The coding region runs from base 57 to 356 and encodes 99 amino acids. Gene Ontology annotation, biological process: cellular response to interleukin-1; monocyte chemotaxis; chemokine-mediated signaling pathway.
CUCUUGCUCUGAAGAUCUCACACUCACUCUCACUCACACCCAAACAGAAAGAGACAAUGGCUCGGAUCUCAGCUACCACGAUCAUGCUGAUUAUUGCGGCUCUCAGUGUACUCUGUACAGAGACAUCAGCUAUGUCAUGUUGCAGAAAGUACACCAAAGUAGAAAUACCUAUAGCAAUCAUCAAAGGGUUUUCCAUCCAGACCAUAAAAGGAAGAUGCAACAUUAACGCUGUAAUAUUCCAUACAAACAGAGGCAAGAAUAUUUGCACUGACCCCUCUAAAUCCUGGGUGACGGACAACAUCAGUAAACUAAGGAAACAAGUGCAAGCAAUCAAAGGAAAGCAUUCAAUAUCAUAAUUCCAAACCUUCUGGGGCCAAACAGAUGUUCUUAAGAAGAUUUUAUCACAAAGAACCUACAUUUUUAUGCACUUUGCAUAGUUACUCUGCAUAUGUGUGUAUGCAUAUUACUUCAUAUUUCUUGUAUUUGCUUUAAUUAAUUCAAGGCAUUAAAAUAAUAAAUAAUUUUCUAAGUAAA